CGUAGCCUCGAUCCGGAUUGCAUCAAAACAACAACAAGUAAAUACUACCUAGAGAAUUAUAAAGGAUUAUACCAUCAAAAUUUUGAAAGUGAGACAAAGCAAUAUACUGAUAUAUCAAAAAUAGAGGAAAGCAAAGCACGAAAUACAAGCAGAGUGGAGAGUCGACACAAUAAUAAAGCAAUCCCACGCUCACUGACUGGAGCGGCCACAUACCUCUUGCCCUUAACGGAAUAGCAGACUUAUUAAUUACGAAAAGUUGAUUCUCAUACCAGAGAAUAUAAGUUAGAUAAGCAUAGAGAAAUUCAUAGCAUUUGCUUUCAUUCCUUGUAAUUUUGUAGUAUUUACUGACGGAAAUCAAGUUAUUCCCGUGAGUGAGGAAGCAUAAACCAGCUUUGAGGAAAGCCUAGUCUUGGUUUAGUGUAGUGGUGGUGAUAAUAAUACUGAAAUGGAGGAAGAAGACUGUCCCAGCACCUCGAGCAGUCAAGCCACAUCACGAAGCCCAAAGGAAAUAGAUGAGAGAGACAAACCUAACCUAACAGAAAUGCACCUUCCUAGUCAGAGCCUUGAGGUGGAUCAGACUGGCAUAUCUAGCUCAGGAAAAAUGCACCUGCUCAGUCAGCCCACUCCACAGAACCCCAUGGAGCAGAGUGGCUCCCCUCACUCUGUGGAAGUAUCCCAAUCCAGGCAAUCCACACCUCAAAUGACAGAGGAGAUGGACCAGAGUGAUGUGUCUAACCUAGAAGAGCCUCUCUCUGGUCGGUCCAUCCCACUCAGCCCAGAGGAGAUGGAUCAGAGUGGCACACAUAACUUAGAAGAACUCCUUUCUAGUCAUUCCAGUGACCUGACAUUAAACAAGGAAAGCCCAGGUAUGGAAAGUAAGGACAGCACCAUCAUAUCAAGCACUAAGGACACCACACCAUGCCCUAUAGAGGUGCCUGUUUCUCUAUGUAAUGAGCUCACUGAUGAUAGCAACUUAGAUAUGCAAAGUGAAAGUUACACUGUCUCUUCAGUAAGUCAGGACACCACAUCAUGUUCAGAAGUGUCUGCAGUCAACCAGCUCAUUGACAAUAAUGUAACCACAGAUAGUGAGGACUGUGCCGUCACAUCAAACAUUCAUGCUGCCACUCCAUUUGCUGCAACAUCUCUACCUAAUCAGGAAAAGGGAGUGCCAGGGGUCGUAACGCCAGCUAUCCCUUCUCUUGUCGGAACAGCUUUGUUAGCCGCAGACAACCUCACAAAUACCUCCAGUCAGGGCAACAGUAAUGGGCAUUCAAAAUUUGAUCAGAAUGGUAAAAGAGGUCUAAAGAGAAAGAUCCAAUCAGCAAAUAAAGGUAUUCAAACCUCAAUUCCUAUCCUGGAUUCCAGUAGUAUUUUUCAUGAUCGCAUCGUUGACCUUGAUACCUUAAGGAAAGAAACUGGUGUGAUGUGCAUAGAGUCUCUGCAGGACUUGGAUGUGUCCCUGGAUGAGUGGCCCAUUCUCCUGGUGAGUCAGCUCCGUCUCCGAGACACCAUCAUCAACAACCUGAGUGGUGUUAUCCGGGACCUGGUGGAAGGUGGACAAAUGCUGGAGCAGGACCUGGACUACCUCAAACUGAAGGUCUUGGAGCUGCGGCAGGAGACAAAGAGGAGGGCAAAAGAAGAUAAGCAAAGCCACAAAAGUCGAGGAAAAGAGACAGAGAGCCAGACAACAGAGGAGGAUUUUGCUGAAGCAUGGAGCAAGUGGUACUAUAGCUCUUGGGGAGAUUACUACAGUGAAAGUGACCCUACCUCCUCUAUGUAUUGGCCUGGCCACUACACACAGCAAGCUACUGUAACUUCAAAAGAUGCUAAAAAGGAAGAAACACAGCAGGAGGUGGUUGAGAAGGAGCAAGGAAGAAAUACAGAUAAGCUAAAGGAAGAACUGAAUAGUGAAAGUGAAAGUGUCAAGAAGAAAAAAAAGAAGAAGAAAGAGAAAGGGAAAAAAUCCUCUCAUGCAGAAUUAGAAAAGAGGAACUCAGAAAAAAGGAGAAAACUUAAAGAUAAAAGAAAGAAAUACAAAAGAGAAGAUUCCAGCUCAGAAGAAAUUGCUGUACAGAAAGAAGAUAAAAGAACACAUAUGGAUAGAAAGAUAAAAAAGAAAGAAAAGGCAGAGUGUAAAAGGAGAGGAACAGAAGAUAAUAACAAGUCUCACAUCACUGACUCACCAGUUCCUACUCAACAAACCAAAGAAAAUAUUACCAACACAGCAUCUACCACUGAGCUGAAUGGGGCAGAGGUGGAGGAAGGCAAGGCUCUCGGAUGGGACAUAUCACAGAACAUCUCCCAGCAGGUGGCGUCUGUGGCAGCACAAGCAGUGGUGGACAGUGGCUAUGUCUUCCAGGAGGAGUUAGGUCUCUACUAUGACUACAACACUGGUUAUUACUAUAAUGCUGAAAAUGGUCUUUAUUAUGACACCAAAAGUGGGACUUACUUCUACUAUGACCACACCACUCAGAGCUACCAGUUUCACUCCCAGGUCAGCCCGACCACCACCUCCAGUGACAAGAAAAGCCGUAAACGAAAGACUACUAAAAGGGAAAGAACCAAAUCAUUAAAUAAGAAUGAGGAUAAAGGAGACAGAGAAGAAGGAGAGUGCACAGAAUCAGAUGAUGGAGAAGAUGAUGUAGACGAAGAGAAUGAAAAAGAAGAGGAAGAGGGAGGAGGCACAACCUCACCAAUUCAACAUGAAGAGCCGCCUGCGGAGAUCCCACCCUCACUGCGGCUGAUGGUGGUGGAGGGUGGGGAGCGGGUGCGUGUAGGGGAUCUGCAUGUGGUCACCUUGAAUGGGGGAACAGUGGGCAGGGAGUCAACAAAUGAUGUUCAUCUUCCUGACCUUAAUGUGAGCAAGGUGCACGCUGAGAUUGAGUAUCGCAGCACAGGAGCCGAGGACCACCACUACUUUCUUCGUGACCUUGGCAGCAACAACGGCACUUUUGUAAACGGCGUAAGGCUCAGUGAAGCACGGCAACCUAGCAAGGAGGUGGAGGUAGGUCAUGGGUGGGAGGUGCAGUUUGGCCCCAUCAAGGUCAAGUUUCACCUGCACCCUGGUAACCUGACCUGUAAUGAGUGUGAACCAGGCUUGGUGCUGCAGGCUCUUCCUUCACACAAAUCAGGAGAAGCUAUCACCUCCUUCAAGAAUGCAAAAUCCAAGGAGAAGGCAAGGAGAAAAGAGCUAAAGGCUAUGCAGAAAAAGUACAAGGUGACUCACCAUAACCUUCAGUCCUCUUCCCCUGCUGCUGGCUACACGGACCGCACUCUCCUCCGUCAGACUGAAAAAGGUUCAGACAAUCCCUAUGAAAAGACAGAAGUGGCAUCCUCAGAGAUUCCCCUGAAGAAAACCAAUAAAGGAUUUACUCUGCUGCAGAAGAUGGGGUGGUCGCAGGGCCAAGGUCUUGGCAAAGCUAACACUGGAAUAACAGAACCUGUGCAGCCGGUGAGUGUGGUGGGACAAGCAGGCCUUGGAAGCUCUCAGGUGUCUGCUUUAUCUACCCCUGAUACCUGGACAGAGAGGAGGAGGAAGCAGCUGCAGAUCACACAGGAGCGCUACAAGCAAUCCUCAUCAGGCCAUUAGGCACUGCUGGAUCAAACUACCUGUCCUGCCCUACGGUGGAUGUGGAUAUGUGUAGUACAUGAAUCCUGGCAGCAAAAUACCUGACACUACACUACAGAAAAGAGGCAAGAUAAGAAUAUUAAAAUGCAAUUAUUAACAAUAACGAUAAUGAUUUUCUGAAGAUCUCUUUCAUCAGUGGUGGAUCUGAGUUAUAGGAUUAUGGAAUUAUUAUUUAUAGGGUUUGAGAACUAUAAAAGUGCCUAUCUUAGCUCUUGGGAAGCACCACCUGUCCAUGUACCCUGUCCCUGCAAAAUCCACUUCCCCAUGCUGUAUUUUUAGGUCAAAUCAUGAAACUCAGGGGGUUGUAUUUCACAAUCAUCACAAAUUAUCCAUUCUCUCUCAGUGGACAUACCCUCCAUAUACACUCAUUAUUUUCACCUGUCAUAUUACCAUUGUUUGUCCAUGAUAUGUAUGCUAAACUACUAUCUUCUGUUCAGUGUCCACAUUAAUUAUGUCUAUUAUGGUAUUCAAAAGUACUCUUUAUUUAUUUAUUUGCUCAUUUUUAUUAAUGUUAUUUUGUUAUGGUUGUGCCUAGGCUUCUGAGGUGUAGCACAGCAGCUCAAAAGUCUAUCUCUUACAAUCAUAUGUCAACAGGGAUAAGUGUGUGUGUGUGUGUAUUUACCUAGUUGUAGUUUUACAGGGCCUGGGCUUUAUGCUCGUGUGGCCCCGUCUCCAUAUCUACACUUAUCCAAUCUUACUUUAAAAGUAUGCACACUC
Molecule: messenger RNA, 4345 nt
Organism: Portunus trituberculatus (swimming crab)
Lineage: Eukaryota; Metazoa; Arthropoda; Malacostraca; Decapoda; Portunidae
Product: angiogenic factor with G patch and FHA domains 1-like
Exons: 11
Coding region: 446-3589 (1047 amino acids)
Molecular function (GO): nucleic acid binding; protein binding
Source: RefSeq, a predicted model, not a curated record